Sphaerodactylus townsendi is the source of this 754-nucleotide messenger RNA. Its product is annotated as ubiquinol-cytochrome-c reductase complex assembly factor 2. The transcript is spliced from 2 exons. NCBI's taxonomy places the organism in Eukaryota, Metazoa, Chordata, Lepidosauria, Squamata, Sphaerodactylidae. Gene Ontology annotation, cellular component: mitochondrial matrix. Gene Ontology annotation, biological process: mitochondrial respiratory chain complex III assembly. The record is from RefSeq and is a predicted model, not a curated record. Bases 167 to 451 code for a protein of 94 amino acids.
GCGAUUGGCUUUCGAACAGCGAGCCAUAGGGAUUGGUCAUCUUCUCCAUGGUUUCCAUGGAACUCUAUGGUCCGCCCUGCCAUGAAUAGGGAAAAUUAACUACUAAAUUGCGUAGCUGAGGCCACGUGAGCUUCUUCCCCGUGGAGACCUAGGCGCGCCGCCCAAGAUGGCGGUGACGCGGUACCGGCGCUUUUUGAAGCUGUGCGAGGAGUGGCCCGUGGAGGAGACCAAGCGUGGGCGUGAUUUAGGCACCUUUUUGCGACAGCGGGUGGCUCAGGCCUUCCGGGAGGGAGAGAACACGCAGAUUGCUGAUCCAGUUACUUGCGAUGAAAUGUUUGAGAGUCUAUCUAAAAUCCAUACCAACUAUUAUAAAAACAAGGUAAGUUCUGAAAUAGGAGCGGGAAUCUGGAUACCCUGUUUGAUUGUGCUGUUUCUAGUUACCCUUUUGUAAUAGCAGUGUUAAAUAGCCUCUACUGACUCUUGAGCAAAAUCUGCAUGUAAGGGAAAAUCAAGACAAGAUUAAAAUGUGUGCUGUUUCAAUGUUUCUUUCUGUGUCUAUGCUAAAUCUCAUUUUUGCUCCAUUGCUUCACUUGCAGAACUCUAAGAAAAUAAUGUGUUAAUUUCACAUUUUAUUUAUUUCAGCAUGCCAGUAGUGGUAUGUGCAGUGAUAUUUCAAAGUAGAAGUGGUAUGAGAAGGGGGAAUUGCAUCAUCAUCAGAGGUAGACAGCGCCAUAUUCUGGAGAGUCAGCAUGGU